CAUUAAUCACUCAUUACCUUGGAAUUUUUAUCGCAAUUACCUCUCGAGGGCUUCACGGUUAUCCUCUCGAGUUCCUUCAAUGCCCCUUUUUCAGUACGAGGUAAUUGCGGGGUAAUUAAUUAACAUGACGGGACGAGUGUCGCUCGUGGAACAGAAGAGACUGCAGUGGGCGAAGGAAAAAGAGGAAAUGGCAAGACUGAGUAAUCACUGGGAGUCCGCGAAGAAUUCAACCGCCACGAGAACAACUGUUCGGACACGUUUAUCAUCCCGCGACCCCGCGAUUCGCAAGCCUCUCCGUGCGAGUGAAAAUUACGGCAGCACGACUAGUCUCCGUACUUUGGAGACAGGUUCAACGAGCCUUCAGAGUUUAGACUACACCGGCAGUAUGAUCAAUAUCCUGGAGUGUCCAGAAUUACAAGGGCCGAUACGAAAGAGAAGUCCCAGUCUUCCCCCGAUCCACACGAAGGAGUCCCGUCACUCCAUCCAGGAACUUGCCGGAUUAGAAGUUGAGGGUUCGCGGUACACAAAUUACCGCAGAAGGUAUCCCGGUGAAUCAGGGCGAAACCAGCAUCGCAGUGGAUACGAGGAACGAGAGGGUGAGACAUCCGGUUACGCGAGUGACUCGAUAGAGCCACCCCUAGGCUUCCAAAUGACUGACGUCAAGAGAUUAGCACCACUCGAUAAAUCCCUAGACACAGAGUUGUCUAGACCCUGGCCAAAUCCGUACAGCGAAACGUCAGACACAUCUCCACCAUCGUCGAGACAUUUCUCGUCGCGCCUCGUCGAGCUCAAUCGACCGAGAUGGGGAAGCCUGUGGAAUCAGGAUCAUCAUCAUCCUGAUCCACCCCCACCCUCAUGGCUGGAACGAGGACUCUCCAGACUGGAUCACUCAAGCCAGAUUCUGGUAAUAAAUCACGAGAGUGCCAGCAGCCCAGACAGCUCAACGACAGGCUCCACCGGGUCUGACUCGAAGACGUACCUGAGGGGUCAAAAUAUCCCAGUAGAUGCUCACGUACUACAAGAGCGUGAGGCAAAAAGGCAGAAGGCAUUAGAACUCCAGAAUGCAAUAAAGCAGCAACUGGAGGAGAAAGAUAGAAAGCGUCUAGAGGAGCGAGAGCGAAAGCUCCGGGAGGAGCGAGAGGAGGAGGAGAGAAUUCUCCGGGAGAGGAACAAGGAAAAGGAGAGGUUUGAGGAGGAGCAGAAACGAUUGAAAGACAAGGAAGACGUCAAACUGAAGAAGGAGAUGGCCAUGCGGGAAAUCCUCGAGACCGCGGAGAGAAUCGCCCGGGAGGAGAGACGGCAAAAACGUCAGCGAGACGACGUCAGUGACGUCGGCCAGUUCAAUGGCCCUGAAAUUACAGAAACUAUAAAUACUAAUGAACUAUCAACAACCAGUGAAGCACAACCCAAGGCUGAUCUUCCCCCGGAGAAUUCCCCGAAGGAUAUGGAUGGGGGUGAUAAAAUCGUCGAGGAAAUUAAAGAGGGACACCUUCGGCUGCCCAUCAACAAGGAAGUUGCCAUUGUCCUAACGGGGAGGAUUGAGGACUCUGAUUUCCUCACUGGCUCCAAUCUCCAGCUUCUCAAUCUCAUCGUCAAUUCAACCCCGAGGGAUAGGGAUCAGCCAUCAGGGACUCGUGGGAUUAAUGCCGUUGUCAAGACCAUGGGGAAUUGUCAGACGAACUCAAUGGGCACCAUGUGCUCACCCAGGUUCAGAGAGAAUCGACUUUUGACACCUAGCAAAUAUCGAAACGCAUCUGGCAGGGAUUUUGGUACGCAGACUGAUGGGGAGAAUGACGGUGACGGGGAUAAAGACUCCAAGGACAGGAAGGAAAUCGUUAACACCAGCAGAAGGGAUAUUGAUAAGUCAAUCAGCACCGGCUCGACGGACGAAAAAAAUUCCCGAUCGAAAUCCCAACCGCGUGCCAGCAUCGACGCCCGACCCCGAUGGAACGCCAAUAGGCCCGGUACACGCUAUCGCACGCAGAGCGAAAAGGAUCCGCAUUAUCAAAGGCGAUUAAGGUUGAGGAGACGUCGGGUUGAAUCGAGUGACGAACGAUCGAGAUCGCCGUCGCCGAGCCGUCGAAAAUCCACAAACGUAAAAUCAAAAAUCCGCAAUUCCUCCCGUCGAAAAGUAAAAUUAGAGCAUUACGACGCCGAUCUCUCAAUGGACAGCUUAAACUCAGUGGUUCCUCUGCGAAUCGACGAGCAUGGCCGCAUAAACAUUCAAGUUAUUGAUAAUAAAGAAGUGGCCAGUAACUGUCGAGUUGAAAAAAUGGAAUCACCGAGAAAAUUGGACAUGGGAUGCGGCGAGCAAAUUAUCUCGCAGCUGACAGCAAUGAGAAACGGGCUAUUAUUCAAACAGCAGGAGUGGGACUCCGAGAGAUGUUUGGUAUCACCUAACACCGAUUACUAUUAAUUCACCCGCCUUUGCCGGAGUUAAAAUAAUGAUUUGGUAAUCGAUUGUCUGGGUACCGGCUGAUAAUUUCAUGAAUGGAUACUCGAGAGGAUAAUUACAUUUUAUUGACAAUAAUUCUGCACGGGAAAAUAGAGGAAGUUAGUCGAUUUUCUCCAUUUUACAGAACAAAUUAACUUCGUAUUAUGG
Molecule: messenger RNA, 2602 nt
Organism: Fopius arisanus
Lineage: Eukaryota; Metazoa; Arthropoda; Insecta; Hymenoptera; Braconidae
Product: protein split ends
Exons: 11
Coding region: 125-2416 (763 amino acids)
Biological process (GO): cilium assembly
Cellular component (GO): cilium; microtubule
Molecular function (GO): microtubule binding
Source: RefSeq, a predicted model, not a curated record